CACUUGACCCCUUUUUUUAAAAUCCCUCCAAACGCACAGUCCUCCUCGCUUCAGCGCUCACUCGAAUCACAGCUUCUCUCUCUCUCUCUCUCUCUCUCUCUCUCUCUCUCUCUCUCUCUGAAUUCAAAUUUCACAUGGCGACAGAGGAAUUGUUUGAUCCGCACAGUGCUCCAGCGGCGGAGCAGGAUUCUUCGCAGCCGUUCUCUCUUCCGCCGUAUCCUCAGAUGAUAAUGCAAGCGGUCGAGGCCUUGGGCGAUAAGAGCGGCUCCAACAAGACGGCGAUCUCUAAGCACAUCGAGUCCCUUCACCCUAACCUGCCGCCGUCCCACGCCACGCUGCUCAGUUACCACCUCAGCCAGUUGAAGCAGAACGGCCAGCUCGUGAUGGUGAAGAACAAUUACAUGAAACCAAAUCCCGACGCUCCGCCAAAGCGUGGCCGCGGCCGUCCCCCGAAGCCCAAACCUCCGGUCGAUUCAAACGAUGUAGUCGCCGUAGCUCCUCCGAGACCUCGGGGUCGUCCACCGAAAUCGAGAGUCCCGUCAGAGCCGUCAAAUCAGCCGAAGCCGAAGCCCUCGUCCGGCUCGGGUAGACCACGUGGGAGACCGCCGAAGAAGCCGAGGACGGAUUCGGAGACGACAUCAGCUCCAGCAGCGGAUCCCGCUCCUUCUCAGCCGAACGGUGAACGCCGUGGCCGUGGAAGGCCGCCGAAGGUGAAGCCGGUGGUAGCGCCCGUUGGUUGUUGAGGUUCUGCUUACGCGACUGAACAGCUUUGACACAAAAAGAAAAAGAAUCAAUUCGAGAGUAAAAAGAGAGUAUUAGCUUUAAGUUAAUCUUUCUUUUCUUAAAAAAAAAAAACUUUAGAAGAUUUCAGAGUGUAAUGUGUGUUGGUGUGGUGAGAACAAGUGACGUUAGAGAGUGCAAUUUAAGUGCAUGUAAAUUGUAGAACUUUAUCUCUAAAGUAGCUUGUAGGAAAAAAAUCUUAAUGUCUUUAUAUAACUUAAUAUUACGAGUGUCAUGUGUGUCGGCUUUUGUAUUCA
Tarenaya hassleriana is the source of this 1037-nucleotide messenger RNA. Its product is annotated as HMG-Y-related protein A-like. The record is from RefSeq and is a predicted model, not a curated record. The transcript is spliced from 2 exons. Gene Ontology annotation, molecular function: nucleosomal DNA binding; double-stranded DNA binding. Bases 135 to 743 code for a protein of 202 amino acids. NCBI's taxonomy places the organism in Eukaryota, Viridiplantae, Streptophyta, Magnoliopsida, Brassicales, Cleomaceae. Gene Ontology annotation, cellular component: nucleus; nucleolus; nucleosome. Gene Ontology annotation, biological process: regulation of DNA-templated transcription; chromosome condensation; nucleosome assembly.